This is a messenger RNA of Macaca mulatta (Rhesus monkey), 4519 nucleotides long. The record is from RefSeq and is a predicted model, not a curated record. NCBI's taxonomy places the organism in Eukaryota, Metazoa, Chordata, Mammalia, Primates, Cercopithecidae.
AACUCACUGCAACCUCUACCUCUUGGGCUCAAGUGAUUCUUUCACUUGAGCCUCCCGAGUAGCUGGGACCACAGGUGUUCAUCACCAUGCUAAUUUUGGGGGAUGUUGUUGUUGUUGUUGUUUGGUGAAGACUGGGUUUCACAUGUUGCCCAGGCUGAUCUCAAACUCCUGAACUCAAGUGAUCCCCCCUCCUUGGCCUCCCCAAGUCCUGGGAUUACAGGCCUGAGCCACUGUGCUGGGCCAUGUGUGUCUGUGUGUGCUUGUGUGUGUGUGUAAGAGGGUGUUGUUCUGUCUACCAGGUUAGACUGCAUUGGCCACCACUGCCACCACACCCAGCUAAUUUUUUUAAAAUUUGGAAAGAUAGGGUCUCACUAUAUUGCCCAGGCUUAUAUGCAAAUCUUUAUGCAGCUUCAUGCCUGCACUUUUUUUUCCCCAUUGGUCCUUUGGAAAUUGUUCCAGUUUUUUUUCCCUGUAUCUUUAAACAACAAAACAAAGCACUCUUUUAAUUUACUAUAAACACAUAACAUUCAGGAAUUGUUUUAAAUUUAUUUUCUCGCCUUACGGAUGACAUUUGGCCAGAGGUAUGCAGAGUUGCCAGAGCUUGAUAAUGAGCAUAAUUCAUCUUGGAAACUUUUCUGUUUUGCUGUUUAAUCCAGUACAGAUACAGGUGUUUUCUUUCUGUGACUUUUUGUGAGCAGUUGUAUCUGUAAAUCACCUCCUAUGGAGACUGGUGUUCCUGUGACUGAGAGCCAGCUGUUGGGUGUUUUAGCUAAACAGCUUGCUCCUGGUUAGCUGCUUAAAUCCCCCUGAGAGGCGUAUUGGCUGCUUCAGGGAAUACAGCAGACGGGGUGAAGGUUUUUGCAAGACCUUUAGUGACCCACUUUCAAUUUGCUGCAAUUCUUCUGCUUUGGCUUUUUCCUAUAGGUGCCAGAGUUCAUCUGCUUCAUGCUUUUACUACUGACUCAUCUUCCUGUUGUAUAUUCUUGGACUGGUGACUUAAGAAUCUUUAGGUCACCUGUUACAUAGUUUCUCCUGCCACCUGUAUGGGAGGAGAAAACUGGUAUUCAAACUGAAGCCUGUUUCCAUCUUAUUCUCAUUGAUUUUUAUGGUACAUAGAAAACUUUGUUUCUUUCUGAAAAUAGCAUUUUAGUGAUUCAUUGUUUUCUGUGGCAGGAAGCUUAUGACCUGCUCUUUUCUUUUUCCUUUCCAGAGGCAAUCUGGAAAAAUUGCAAUCAAAACAUCAUUUCUCUAAGAAAAUUUUGGGUAACAGAAGCUCUGGACAACAGGGCAUACCAAUUCAAUCACCAUGAGUUGGAGCUUCCUGACUCGCCUGCUAGAGGAGAUUCACAACCAUUCCACAUUUGUGGGGAAGAUCUGGCUCACUGUUCUGAUUGUCUUCCGGAUUGUCCUUACAGCUGUAGGAGGAGAAUCCAUCUAUUAUGAUGAGCAAAGCAAAUUUGUGUGCAACACAGAACAGCCGGGCUGCGAGAAUGUCUGCUAUGAUGCGUUUGCACCCCUCUCCCAUGUACGCUUCUGGGUGUUCCAGAUCAUCCUGGUGGCAACUCCCUCUGUGAUGUACCUGGGUUAUGCUAUCCACAAGAUUGCCAAAAUGGAGCACGGUGAAGCAGACAAGAAGGCGGCUCGGAGCAAGCCCUAUGCAAUGCGCUGGAAACAACACCGGGCUCUGGAAGAAACAGAGGAGGAUAACGAAGAGGAUCCUAUGAUGUAUCCAGAGAUGGAGUUAGAAAGUGAUAAAGAAAAUAAAGAGCAGAGCCAACCCAAACCUAAGCAUGAUGGCCGACGACGGAUUCGGGAAGAUGGGCUCAUGAAAAUCUAUGUGCUGCAGUUGCUGGCAAGGACCGUGUUUGAGGUGGGUUUUCUGAUAGGGCAGUAUUUUCUAUAUGGCUUCCAAGUCCACCCGUUUUAUGUGUGCAGCAGACUUCCUUGCCCUCAUAAGAUAGACUGCUUUAUUUCUAGACCCACUGAAAAGACCAUCUUCCUUCUGAUAAUGUAUGGUGUUACAGGCCUUUGCCUCUUGCUUAACAUUUGGGAGAUGCUUCAUUUAGGGUUUGGGACCAUUCGAGACUCACUAAACAGUAAAAGGAGGGAACUUGAGGAUCCGGGUGCUUAUAAUUAUCCUUUCACUUGGAAUACACCAUCUGCUCCCCCUGGCUAUAACAUUGCUGUCAAACCAGAUCAAAUCCAGUACACCGAACUAUCCAAUGCUAAGAUCGCCUACAAGCAAAACAAGGCCAACACAGCCCAGGAACAGCAGUAUGGCAGCCAUGAAGAGAACCUCCCAGCUGACCUGGAGGCUCUGCAGCGGGAGAUCAGGAUGGCUCAGGAACGCUUGGAUCUGGCAAUUCAGGCCUACAGUCACCAAAACAACCCUCAUGGCCCCCGGGAGAAGAAGGCCAAAGUGGGGUCCAAAGCUGGGUCCAACAAAAGCACUGCCAGUAGCAAAUCAGGGGAUGGGAAGACCUCCGUCUGGAUUUAAUCCUGGCGGGCUUAAAACCUGUGCUUUUCAUAGUUUAUGGUAAGCAGCAGCUCACUGAAUAAUGACUUCCAUUGAGUAAACAUUUGGCUCUGGUUAUCUUCAGGGAUGCUGUUGGCUCAUGAUCCAAGCUCAGGGGACUCUGGAGGCGGGGCUGGGCUGAGGGGGAGAAACGGAAACACAGUGUUCCUGGGCACAUGUUCUUAGCAAUAAUACAGUUGCAGAACUUUACAUUUGUGUCUUCCAGAUCUGGAGAAGAACAGGCAUAUUUAAAUCAUUCUUGUUGAACAGUUUUUGUAUGUACAGUAUUAUGGUACUUUUUUUUUAGUAUGAGAACUUUUUUUGUAUUUGUACAUUGAACUGCUGUAGUUAUACUUUUAUAUUAAAGGGGGAAAAGUCCUUAUAAGUAAUGCCUAUUAGGCUAGUGCUAUUACUUUGUUCAGCAAAUUCUACCCUGGCUUUAGAGUUUUUAAUAGAUGCUACACCUAAUAAAAGUGCCUCUCAUAUUGCAGGAAUGAUUUCAGAUGUGUAAGGAGACUGAAGAGGAGAUACCAGUUUUUAGUCUUGGAAAGCGAGUUCACAGUAUAAGGAGGUUGAGAUCUUUCUUUUACAUGAGAAAUCUUUGAAUCUCAUUCAUGCAAUCAGAGUUGUAGCCAGUUUUUGAAAACCUUAUUUUCAAAGGAAAUAAAUGAUUCACUGUAGGAUUCAUUUAAAUAUCAAGCAUCACCAGUAUAUGCUUUGACGGUGUGUGUAUAUAACUUAAAGUUCUUUCAAAAGCCUGAUACAGAAAUGUGUCCCCAGUUUGGUAGCAAUGUGGAAAACCUGGCUUGAGAUGAUGUGGAGCUGUCCCUCAGAAAACAAAGCCAUGCCUGGAAUCCCUAAUAGGAUGCUUAGUUGUGAACCUGUUUGAUUUGCCUUAAACCUCUAUCCAGAAACCUGCCCGCUUCUCUCCCUCUGGUUAAGAAGCCAGUGGUGGAUAUUUUCUUUGUUAACAUUAGAAAUGCAAACAUUCCUUUGUCAACCAAGAAUACUCAAAGCUACUUGUAUUGGAAAUGGCAGAAGGCUUAAAUCCAAAUUUCUUAUUUUUUAUAAUUUACCACAGAACUUUUGUGAUUAAACAUAUUCUGCCAGUGGAGGUUUAUACCUGAAAGGUCAUGGAGUCCUCUGUAAAUAGACCUAAAGAGAAAUGCAGUAUUUAUUCCUUGUAGGCAUAAUGUGUUUGUCACUGACAAGCAUUCAUGUUCAUCCCACUAGUCUUUUAUCGCAGUCUUUUAUCGUCAUUUUCAACCUUAUGUUGCAGAGCUUUGCUUUCUCAUCAUGUUCUCAUUGUCUUAAAUUUUGUGAGCUUCUGAGAAAGAGCUUGGUAAAGGUUUAAAGGGGCCUUCGUUCCACCAGGGAGCAUUUUAUUUGUGCGUCUCACCCUUUUCUAACGAAAGCUAUUGUAAGCCACCUCUGACUUGGAAAUUCUGAAAGUAUGAAUAUUUUUUAUAUCUUAAUUGUAAAAUGCCAGUUCUCCAUUAUUUAGAUGAACACUAGAACACUGCACCCUUUGUGCAGUGUUUUUCUUUGUUUCUCCAUUGCAUUCCUACCCCCACCAAGAAAAUAAACUUAAGGAAAUUUUUUUUGAGACAGGGUCUCCCUCUUUCACCCAGGCUGGAGUGCAGCAGCAUGAUCUCAGCUCACUGCAGCCUCUGCCUCCCAGGCUCAAGCGAUCAUUCUACCUCAGCCCCCUGAUUAGCUGGGACUACAGGCACGUGCCACCAUACUCGGCUAAUUCUUUUUAAAAAAAUUUUUUUUGUAGAGAUGAGGUCUCACUAUGUUGCCCAGGCUGGUCCUGAACUUUUGGGUUCAAGUGAUCCUCCCGCCUCAGCCUCUCAAAGUGUUAGUAUUAUAGGCAUGAGCCACCAUACCCAGCCUAGAAAAUUUAGCCUUAUCUUUUAGCCAUUCAUUUACUUUUAUUUGCUUUUAAAAAAAAAACAAAAAACUUUAAAUUUUAGCCCAGAGAAGCACCUCAGGAACUCUAAA